Mustela lutreola (European mink) is the source of this 2479-nucleotide messenger RNA. It is a transcript of the gene PID1, whose product is annotated as phosphotyrosine interaction domain containing 1. Gene Ontology annotation, cellular component: cytoplasm. The transcript is spliced from 3 exons. The record is from RefSeq and is a predicted model, not a curated record. Gene Ontology annotation, biological process: regulation of reactive oxygen species metabolic process; negative regulation of D-glucose import across plasma membrane; regulation of cell population proliferation. Bases 138 to 791 code for a protein of 217 amino acids. Lineage: Eukaryota; Metazoa; Chordata; Mammalia; Carnivora; Mustelidae.
GCGGCCGGCUCGGGGUCGCACCUCCUGCGGACGCCGACCCCAGAUGUAAAGCGGCACCGGAGCCCCUCGCCCCCUCUACCCCCUGGCGCGAUCCAGAGUCUGGCCAACGUCUCCUCUGCCAAACCCCGGGCUGGAAGAUGUGGCAGCCGGCCACCGAGCGCCUGCAGCACUUUCAGACCAUGCUGAAAUCCAAGCUGAAUGUCCUGACACUGAAAAAGGAGCCCCUACCAGCAGUCAUCUUCCAUGAGCCCGAGGCCAUCGAACUGUGCACCACCACACCCCUGAUGAAGACCAGGACUCACAGUGGCUGUAAGGUUACCUAUCUGGGUAAAGUCCCCACCACAGGCAUGCAGUUUCUGUCAGGCUGCACAGAAAAGCCCGUCAUCGAGCUCUGGAAGAAGCACACGCUAGCCCGAGAAGAUGUCUUUCCAGCCAAUGCCCUUCUGGAAAUCCGACCAUUCCAAGUGUGGCUUCAUCACCUCGACCACAAAGGUGAAGCCACAGUCCACAUGGAUACCUUCCAGGUGGCACGCAUUGCCUACUGCACUGCCGAUCACAACGUGAGCCCCAACAUCUUCGCCUGGGUUUAUAGGGAGAUCAAUGAUGACCUGUCCUACCAGAUGGACUGCCACGCUGUAGAGUGUGAGAGCAAGCUCGAGGCCAAGAAGCUGGCCCAUGCCAUGAUGGAGGCCUUCAAGAAGACUUUCCACAGUAUGAAGAGCGACGGUCGGAUCCAUAGGAACAGCUCAUCGGAAGAAGUUUCCCAGGAAUUGGAAUCCGAUGAUGGCUGAAUGGACUUAGGAUGCUUCAGCAAGGCAGCAUUGGUCAAGGAAUUCAAGAUGAUAGAUGAAUAAGCAAUGAUUCAAAUUUGGGAAGAAAAGACUGCCAAACUGUUGGCCGACCAAGCUUUUUAAAUUCAGAAGAGCAAUUCUAAAUCUAAAGAAAUGUAUUAUUAAAGUAAUUACGUUACAUUGAAAUCUGCUGCUGCUGUGACUGUGAGGAGGGUGGGUGUGCGGACGGGGAGGAAAGUUCUAGACUCUCUUCUUUCCCCACCCCCCUCAUUUCCCCAUGCCUCCCUGUAGGAGACCCCAUGCCAGUUAUCAUCACUCUCAGGCAAAUCCACUGCGGCUGUUAUUUGAUGGACCAUUCCAAUCUGCCUUAUGAUAUCCAACAAGAACGUUAGAUGCACCUGUAGGAUCCCUAGUCAUGGGGAGAGGGUGGGUGGGUGGGUGGGGGGCGCAGGUGCAGGUGAGAGGCCGCAGAGCUAAAGGAACACCUCAGGCAUAUCCUGAGAGCCCCUCUCCCUGGCAUGUUUCAGAUUCUCUCCUAAGUAAGCAAACCAGCACAGCCUUUAUUGAGCUUUACAACUAACAAGCUGAUAGUUGGCAGUUAAUUCACAGUUAAAGAUAAUGCUUUUAUUUACGUAAAUAUAUCAAGUAGUACCCUCCUAUUGUAUUCACUUCAUCUAUUUUCUUAGAAUACUUGCGACUACUAAUAGCUGCUUUCCUCAUCCCUCCUCAUCCACCCUCUUUCUCUUUCCAACCCAGCGAAUGUCCCUAAGGGAUGGAUUCUCAGCAUACACUGCAGGACACAAAAAGGGAAGAAAAGAACCAAGCAGGGGAAAUAAACAAAGUAGGAGUUUCAAACAACCACCACAAUCACAGAAACCUUGGAAAAAGGGAAUGAGUUAUCAGCAAGCGAGCAAACUCCUCGUAGGCUAUCCUUUGAUCAGUUCUGAUUUAUGGUUACUUAUUUAGUUGAUGGUACUGUCUGAUGAAUCCUUCCGGCAAGCUUCAGAUCUGAUUGGGCAUCACAAAGGAAGGCUUGCCUCAAUCACUCAACAUUGUACUCAAAUAGGGAAUGUGCUAUAUACACUUGGUUUGUCUAGAGAAACUGUGUCCCAAAGGGAAAUCUGACCCCAUUAUCUUACAAUUGGUGAUAUCUUAGGGGCGGAGUUGCCGGUUUACCCACUGUUUCUAAUGAGAAAUAUCGCUAAGAGAGUCUGAGAUGGCUCAGUUUCACAGAUCUUUAAUAUCAUCAACACAGAGUCAACACUGAAUGAAACUGAAAGUGUUGGUUCAAAUGCAUACAUUUAAGGCUAGGAGCAGAUGGCUAGUUUUCCAGGUAAUUCUGCUCCUUGACUGAAGUCUGUUUUUAAUCCUGGUAAUGUUAGGGGCACUGGGACACCUUACAGAAGCCUUAAAUAAGAGCUCAUCAAAUCCAGAGAGUAAUGGUGUCAGCGUUUUGGUCUGUGUAUCUGUGUGUUCCUGUAUGCAUUUGUGUGUGUGUACGUGUGCCCCCGUGUGUGGGUCCAGUGUUAAGGCAUGUAGAAUGAGCAUGGAGUUAUAUUGAGAAGAACUCGCCUCUUGGAUAUUGCUUGCUGCUCUACAACACAUGUAAACUAUUCUUUAGCAUAAAUGCAUUCAUUCUUUAAUAAAAAUAUGUUUGCAUUAAUAAAGCUGAGGACUUUCAUACUUUA